AUGGUUUAUGGUAAGGCAUGUCAUUUACGUGUAGAAAUAGAGCACAAAGCUUUGUGGGCUCUACGUUUCUUUAAUAGAGAUGACAGCCUAGCAUUCAAGAAAAGGAAAGAACAACUCCACGAGCUAGAAGAGUUCAGGCUAAGACUUUUCCCAGGUAAACUAAAAUCUAAAUGGUCAGGACCAUUCAUGGUCAAGGAAGUCAAACCAUAUGGAGCCAUUGUCAUUGAUGAUAGCAAAACUAAAGAGAUUUGGACGGUCAAUGGAGAAAUAUUGAAAGUUUACCUUGGAGGAGAAUUUGAUCGGGAAUUAUUGAAGUUUAGACGUAAAGACGAAGAAACACGCAUGUGUAGAGCUGCUAGAGAGGAAGAAUCAUAA
Molecule: messenger RNA, 375 nt
Organism: Vicia villosa (hairy vetch)
Lineage: Eukaryota; Viridiplantae; Streptophyta; Magnoliopsida; Fabales; Fabaceae
Exons: 3
Coding region: 1-375 (124 amino acids)
Source: RefSeq, a predicted model, not a curated record